CCGUUUCCUUUCUUCCCAGCAGGAGAUGGCAUCAGGAUGGCGGACGAUGAAGACCUCGAAAGGGCAGCCCCCAUCCGGCGGCAGCGCGGGAGAGGGAAGAAGGUCCCGUCUUCAGGAACGGAGAAGCAGGCGGCGAUCGUGCCCCCCGAGGACGAGGGCCGCCCGAAGUUGACGCUGAAGAUGAAACCUCCCAAGUGCCCCGAGUGCGGCAAGAGCUUCCUGAGCAACGUGGCGAUGGCCAUCCACAUCCGGACGCACACCGGGGAGCGGCCCUUCAGGUGCCACCUGUGCCCCAAGGGCUUCCCCUCACGGGGGGACCUGAAGCGGCACAUCAAGACCCACCUGCGCCCCAAAAGGAGCCCGCCUCCCCCCGUGGAGGCCGCCUGCGGGGGAAAGAAGCGCCUGGCCGCCAAGCUGCAGCUGCUGAGCCACCUGCAGCGCCCGCCCGACCCCCGGAAGCCCCACGUGUGCGACCAGUGCGGGAAGGGCUUUGGCACGCUGCAGAGCCUCCGCAAGCACCUGGGGACGCACUCCACCGAGCGCCCCUUCUCGUGCGCCCAGUGCGGGAGCCGCUUCCGCCUGAAGCAGAUCCUGGCGGCGCACAUGGACUGCCACGCCACCGAGCGCCCUUACCGGUGCCCGGAGUGCGGGAAGACCUUCGUGCAGGAGCGCGGACUCCGCAUCCACCAGCUCGUCCACACGGGCGAGAAGUGCUUCUCGUGCGAGGCCUGCGGGCGACGCUUCGCCUACAAGCAGCACCUGCUCAAGCACCUCCGUCUGCACACCGGGGAGCGGCCCUACUCGUGCGCCGAGUGCGGGAAGACCUUCCGGGACCGGGCCACGCUCAGCAUCCACAACCGGAUGCACACCGGCGAGCGUCCCUACCAGUGCCCGUUCUGCGGCAAGACCUGCCGGCAAAAGCAGCACCUCAACAGCCACCUGAAGGUCCACCGGGGAGAGGCGCUGCUGCCCAACGACGGCACGGGGAGGGCCCUGCAGAAGGCCUGGGCGAAGGAGAAGCCCCACGCCUGCCCCAAGUGCGAGAAGCGCUUCCGCGACAAGCGGGUCAUGAGGGCCCACCUGCUGACUCACGGCGAAGAGUCCUCGUCCGCCGGGGACGCCGGCCCGGCCCAGGCAGAGGCAAAAUCCGCCCGCAGGAGAGGCGUGGGUCGGAAGCAGCCCACCUCUCUGCAUGCAGCUGCCCCCGCUGAAAAGUUGCCUUUUGGCUGUGCUCAUUGCGGGAGGAAGUUUCCGCAGCGGAAAUCCCUCCUGUUGCAUCAGAGGAGCCACAGGUGAGGAGAGAUGGCUCCAGGUCAGAGUCCAGUCCUGUCGUCCUUUUGGAAGGGAGCCUUGCAUUUUGACAGCAGUACAUCACACCGAGCAAGUCAAACCUCAUGAAGAAAGCAACUUGUGUGCGCCCCAUGGAUUAGAUGCCGAGAUCGAAAGGCCCCCAUCACCACAAGGCUUUCCUGAAGCAAUCUGAGACUGUGCCGGCAUGAAGCCAACCUCUUCCCUGCCCUUUUCAUGCCUCUUCUGGUUCUGGGAGAGCAUGGCAGAGGUGAGCUUGUCGCAGCAGGAGGAGGAGACACCCUGAGCUUCUUCCCCAGCCUCACCCAUCUCUGCCUUUUGGGUCUCCCUCCUCUCCUUCUUCAGCUUCUG
Messenger RNA from Lacerta agilis (Sand lizard), 1659 nucleotides. RefSeq names its product gastrula zinc finger protein XlCGF57.1-like. Gene Ontology annotation, biological process: regulation of transcription by RNA polymerase II. Gene Ontology annotation, cellular component: nucleus. The transcript has a single exon. Bases 37 to 1296 code for a protein of 419 amino acids. The record is from RefSeq and is a predicted model, not a curated record. NCBI's taxonomy places the organism in Eukaryota, Metazoa, Chordata, Lepidosauria, Squamata, Lacertidae. Gene Ontology annotation, molecular function: RNA polymerase II transcription regulatory region sequence-specific DNA binding; DNA-binding transcription factor activity, RNA polymerase II-specific.